AUGAGUACACGUGGACAAGUAUUUGGACGAUUAGUAUGGGCUCCUGACCUCGAGAAUGGCUUUAUACUCUGUAAACUUCGAGAUAUUGGCACGGAAACGAUGUCUGUUGAGCCACUUCAUGGUGGAUCAAUCAUCUCUGCUCAGUACGAUGAGAUUUUUCCAGCUGAGGAGGAUUUGAAAAAAGAUGUCGAAGACAACUGCGCAUUAAUGUAUUUAAACGAAGGCACUCUCCUCAACAAUUGUCGCUUACGUUAUGCUCGAAAACAAAUUUAUACAUAUGUUGCCAAUAUUUUAAUCUCAAUUAAUCCAUAUGAGCAAAUAUCCGAUUUGUACAGCAGUGCAACAAUUGAAAAAUAUCGUGGAAAAUCCAUUGGCACUUUACCGCCGCAUAUUUUCGCUAUCGGCAACAUUACAGCUGACAGUGCUUAUCGUGAUAUGAAACGAACUAGACAAAGUCAGUCAAUUAUUGUUUCUGGUGAAUCAGGAGCUGGUAAAACAGAAUCUCAAAAAUGCAUUCUGCGCUAUCUUUGUGAAUCAUGGGGUUCUACUGCUGGGCCAAUUGAACAACGAAUACUAGAAACGAAUCCUAUAUUGGAGGCAUUUGGUAAUGCAAAAACACUUCGCAACAAUAACAGCAGCCGAUUUGGCAAAUUCGUCGAAAUACAUUUCAAUUCUAAACAUUCUGUUGGUGGUGGCUUCAUUUCGCAUUAUUUGCUGGAAAAGUCACGAAUAUGUCGACAACUAGAAGAUGAACGUAAUUAUCACAUUUUUUAUCAAUUAAUAGCUGGUGCUGAUGAGCACAUGGCCAAACGUCUUCAUCUAAGACCUACUAACACUUUCAAAUAUCUCAAACAUGGAUGUACUCAAUUCUUUACUGGUCCUUCUACAGCUGGUAAAAUAUUAAAGGAUCGUCGAGAAGCACAGGUAGCUGAUUUGCAUGAUGAACUUGUGGACGACUUUGCUGAUUUCCAUCGGCUUUUAAAAGCUUUACAUAGUAUUGGCUUCAACACGCAAGAGCUCAAUGCUAUUUUUGAUGUUGUGGCUGCAGUACUGCAUCUCGGCGAUGUUCAUUUCGCUGAAAAUGUGGAAGAUACAAAAGAUGAAAAUUUAACAGGUGGAUGUAUCAUCGAACCUUGUAAUGAAGUUUCACUUCAAACUGCAGCAGUAUUACUUGGCUUAGACGAGUAUGAACUAAAAAACGGCCUGACUUCACGAGUUAUGCAACCAACAAAAGGAGGAGAUAAAGGUACCAUCAUCAGAGUACCACUGAAACCACAUGAAGCAUCUGCAGCUCGUGAUGCUCUUGCUAAAGACAUUUAUAGUAGACUAUUUGAUAGCAUCGUUGCGCGCAUCAACAAAUGCAUACCAUUUAGUAAUAGCAUAUCUUACAUCGGUGUUUUAGAUAUUGCCGGAUUCGAAUUCUUCAAAAUGAAUUCUUUCGAGCAAUUCUGUAUCAAUUACUGCAACGAAAAAUUACAAAAUUUUUUCAAUGAUCGAAUUUUAAAGCAAGAACAAGAGAUGUAUGCAAAAGAAGGACUUGGUGUUCCACACAUUGAUUACACUGAUAAUAAAGACUGCAUUGAUUUAUUUGAAAGGAAAAUUGAUGGUUUAUUAGAUCUUCUGGAUGAAGAAGCUCGACUACCAAGACCUUCACCUCAGCACUUUACCUCAGCUGCUCAUAAGCAACUUAAAGAUCACUUCCGUUUAACGACGCCACGUAAAUCAAAAUUACGCGAACAUCGAGAAAUUCGUGAUGAUGAAGGAUUGUUAAUACGACACUUUGCGGGUUCUGUUUGCUAUCAGACGUCUUUAUUCUUGCAAAAAAAUAAUGAUGCUUUACACACCUCAUUGGAAAUGCUAUUGGAAAGUAGCAAUUCUGCUUUCGUUCGGAAUUUGUUUGCGAUGGAUAAUGAGAAAUCGCAGAAAGAACUCCGUAAGAAGACAUUCUCCAAUAAAUUAGCUCAUGCAUCUGUGAGCAACAAAUUCCGAUCACAACUUGGUGAACUAAUCAAGAAACUUCAGUUAACGAAUACAAAUUUUGUUCGGUGCAUCAAACCAAAUUCAGAAAUGAAAUCAAAUAAAUUUGAAGGUGCAAUGAUAUUAAGUCAAUUAAAAUGUGCAGGUAUGGCAAGCGUAUUAAAACUUAUGCAACAAGGAUAUCCAUCCAGAACUUCAUUCGCAGAUUUGUAUAAAAUGUAUGAAAAAAUAUUGCCUUCUCGACUUGCUCGACUUGAUCCACGUCUAUUUUGCAAGUGCCUAUUUCACGCGCUUGGUCUUAAUGAUAAGGAUUUCAAAUUUGGUCAAACUAAAGUGUUUUUCAAACCUGGAAAGUUCGCUGAGUUCGAUCAGAUGCUUCGACAAGAUCCCACUCAUAUGGAACAUCUCGUAAAAAAAGUACAGUCAUGGUUGCUUCACGUACGAUGGAAAAAGGCACAGUACGGAGUUCUUUCAUGUAUUAAACUAAAGAAUAAGAUUCUUUGGCGGGCUGGAGAACUUAUAAAAAUUCAGAGUGCAUUACGUGGAUAUCUAACUCGAAAAAAUCAGCACCCAAGGUUAUUUUUCAGUAACAAAUUAGAUUGAUA
This is a messenger RNA of Thelazia callipaeda (thelaziosis nematode), 2582 nucleotides long. The record is from the annotation of a GenBank genome assembly. Lineage: Eukaryota; Metazoa; Nematoda; Chromadorea; Rhabditida; Thelaziidae.